Erythranthe guttata (spotted monkey flower) is the source of this 1186-nucleotide messenger RNA. NCBI's taxonomy places the organism in Eukaryota, Viridiplantae, Streptophyta, Magnoliopsida, Lamiales, Phrymaceae. The record is from RefSeq and is a predicted model, not a curated record.
GUUAUUAGAUGAAACACCCAACUCUACAAAAACAUUAGACAAACAUCCUUUUGUGAAAUACUGACCAUAGUACCCUUACGGAGAAAAUAACGCCGUUUAUUUUUAAUUUUGGAAAAAAAAAACUAAUCCCACCAAUCCCGCCACUAGUAUUCUGUGAGAUUAUAUUUUCCAAAAUCCCAAUUAACCGUAACAAAACCAACCCACUAUCCCCCCAAAUCGCCCCAUCGUCUACAUAUUAGGGUUUUUUUUCCCUUUCCUGUUAAUCUGCAAAUCGUGCACGAGUACCACCAGUGCUUCCAACAGAGUAGGCGCAAGUCAGGUCUACCAAUGUCUACCUCAAGAAAUCGAUCAAGGGAGAUGCGUACGAAGCGGAAAAAAGACAUAACUGCCCUAGACCCUGACGGUUGUUAUAACACCGCAACAAUUGAAAAUGUAACCGGAUUAGAUGGAACUAGCUUUGUGUUCCCAAGCAUGCUACUGGUAAGAAUUAGUUUAACAAUAGAAAACUUCCCGUUUAUGUUGUUUAAUAGUCUUUGAUGCACAAUAAAUGUUAUGUACAUUCAGUCAGAUGUGAGGAAGGGUAAUGCUGAAAAUGUGUUGACGAAAGAAAUUGUUGCUCAGCACCGUUAUCUCAUAUUCCCGCUUCACUCAGAGACAAACCCUAGUGCAAGGUACAACCACUGGACUCUCCUUGUCGUAGACAUGAAAAGCAAUGAAUGGAAGUACUACAAUUCAUCAACUCCGCGAACAGCUGCAACAUCCGACGUCUACAUCAAUGACGCCAACGACAUGAAAACAUAUGUCGAAGAAACUGCUCUAGUCAUGGGAUUAUCACGCAUUCCAAUUGGCCAACCAUUAAAAGUUGAACUCAGUCCCCAACAGAAAGCUGGUUCCACCGAUUGUGGUGUGAUCGUUCUAUACAUAAUUAGAGAAUAUUUUCUUCAAAUGCCAUUAGAGGUCAAAGAAGCAGAGGAGGGUGUCGCAGAAAUGAGAAAGGACAUUGUAGUGCAUCUUCUGAAUUACAAAAUCAAGUAGCCAUAAAUAGUCUCUUUUUAUAUGUCUACUGUACAAAACGAAACUUAUGUAGUAUUUAUGUUUUUCUGCCCUAGCUUUAACUGUGUUGAAGUACUCAAAACAAUCUGUUGUUCACAGACACAGUAUGUUAUCUAUAUAUGCCUUUUUGAAA